GGCAGAGUUGGAGACAUGGAGGGCAUUGCUCCCCUUCCCAAAAAAAUAAUAAACUGUAGCACAAGAGCAUGGCAGCCCUGGGGGCAGCUCCCCUCCUCCCCCACAUCUCUUCUCCCUGGCCAGGUCGGAGGCAGGAAGCUGGAGCCCUCGCUGGUGCCAUGGAGCAGGCAGCGGCAGCGUUCCCUCCUCUCCUGCUGGUGCCCCAGGUUGAAGCUGCUUCUCAGCUCCCAGCCCUGUUUGCUCCCAAAGAAGCAGCCGGAACAGCUGGUCGUGGUAGAAUUAUCAGGAAUUAUUGAUUCAGACUUCCUAGAAAAAUGUGAAAACAAAUGCAAGAUUUUGGGAAUAGACACAGAGAGGCCCAUUUUGCAAGUGGACAGAUAUGUCUUUGCUGGGGAGUAUGAAGAUACCCUUGGAACCUGUGUAGUGUUUGAAGAAAAUGCAGAACAAGUGGACGCAGAAGGAAACCAAAAGCUACAGCUGAAAUACAAGUGCCACACAAUGAAGAAGCUGAACAUGACACGGACGCUUCUGACUGAAAAGAAGGAAGGAGAAGAGAGCGUAGGUGGUGUGGAGUGGUUACAGAUUAAAGACAAAGAUUUCUCAUACAGCAGACCUAAUAUGAUUUGUAGUUUUCUGCACCAAAAGGAAGAUUCUGAGGAGGCAGCUCAGGCCCAGGACAAACUGGCAGACAAGUUGGAGGGAGAGGUCAGUGACAAAGGGAACUCUGGCCUAACUUACGAACUGGAGAAGCAGCAUAGCAUGGAAAUGGAUGACUCUAUCCCUCUCCUUGAUAGCCCUGCCUCUGAAGCAGAAAACUCUCCUUCAGGAAGUGCUCAAGACAAUACCUUAGAUGAUGCUCCUAGGUGAUGAUGUCAAAUCUGCAGCGUCUAGAAGUGAGGAUGAAUGGAGUUAGUUAAUAUUAUGAACCAAACUUUUAAAGUCACUUCAACCUGACCUCCACUUUAUGGGAGUAAUUAAUAGUGAGUGCAAAACUGCACCCACAAAUUUGGAAGCCAUUUUUGGGUCUUGAAUGUGAUGAUUUUAGUAUCUGUCUCUGUGUUAAAUAUACAUGCAUUUCCAGCUAGCAUCUUUACCUCUGAGUUGAAGAACAGGAACAAAUGACUAAAUGAGAAGGAGACACCAUAGAAAAACUCUGAUGCACUGCACAGCCAUGAAUAUCAAUAAAAGUAAAUCUUCUCUUUGUAAGAUAUCUGUUGCAAAAUAAAGCCUUGACAUUUUCAGUUAUUA
This is a messenger RNA of Caretta caretta (loggerhead turtle), 1248 nucleotides long. The record is from RefSeq and is a predicted model, not a curated record. Lineage: Eukaryota; Metazoa; Chordata; Testudines; Cheloniidae.